AUGGACGAGGAAGGUGUAUUGAACCUGGGCUGUCAGGUUCUGCCGUGGAUCAGCAACCAAGUCAUUCUUGUAGGGCAACAGACGCGUAAUACCGCUUAUGGCAUGUUGGGAUGCGAGUUGUUUGUUCUAUCUCAAUUGUUGAAGAUAUUCAAGAUUAUAGAUAAAGCGUGCUCAAUGUCGCGGAAUGAAGCUGAUCGCUUUCAGGCUCUGGGCAGAAUCCGCAGUUAUAAAGAUUCAACGAGCAAUAUUAGACAGACUGUGAUCAGAGAGAUACAGGAAAGCCUGACACAUUUUACGGAGCCGCUAUAUACGGAGGAAUACCAGGACGUUAACGAUAUCGGAUACUCAGGGUACCUGAACCAAGUCCUCUAUACUCAGUUACAGACCUACGCUAAAUGUGGCUGCUGCACUGUUCACUUGGAAUCGACUCAACUUCCUUUCUUACCUACGAACUUUCCAUCAUUCGUGCAGUGGAAGGCGUCGAUUGUGAAAGUCCCAAGACAGACUGAUUUCCAGAAGAGCAAGAAGAAGGUUGGGUUUGCAUCCUUAUAUUGUGAUUUAUUAUCGCUGAAACGCAAUAGCUCGCUCUUAUCCCAAAGAUUGAGACGGCUAGAGCGGGGGGAAUUCUGUAAGCCCGUGCAGUUUUGUAUUCAGUUAAAUAUGCUGCAACCCUUCUGUGCAUAUACUAUUGCCAAGUCCGUCUGGCAGUAUUAUAAUUCACCCAUUCAACUGCUAAUUGAAGAAACUGCAAACAUGGCCCGAGCGCCCUUGACAAGUGAAGAAUGCCCUCAUUCCUUCAGUGAAAAUGUGGUGAAUGACUACUAUACAAGCAAUUUGAGGGACAUGGCUCUAUUUGGUGGCGACUCCACACAACAGUACAGAGAUACGCAGCAGAUAAUGGCCCGACAGAACAAAUUGUCUGAAGCCUAUCAAGAUGACUGGGUCGCUCACCAUGUCAUUUCAGAGACUUUCAUUGCCUCACAAUUCCCCCAUCAAGCAGAUUUCACGGUUGAUGCUGUCAGUGCUUUCCUGUAUCGGAAUUCACCGGGAGACUCGAACACGUACACCCUCGGUCGAAUAGGUUGCUAUAAAACCGCAUUGAGUGUUGUGUCUCAAGCAUCCUCCUUAAUAUGGUCAACCUAUCCGAACAUUAAGCUCGCCCUCGUGGUCGGAAUCUGUGGCGAGAUCCUCCUCGGAGAUAUAGUACAUGAUUUCGGGCGAAGGAUUCCUGGGGCAUUUCUGCCCAAAGCAUUGGUUGCCGAUGGGUUGGGGCGGCCUAAUAUACAGACAUUCAUGGUACAAGAGCUUAUAACCCAGACGCUUGGCAAUGACAACGAACUCUACGAGCCAAGCUAUCAACAUAAACACCGUGGCAGUACUACUUGUAUCAGAUGCGCAGACUCGAGCAACACUACGGUCUGCGGCGAGAAUUUUGUGAAACGGAAAUGUCUCCAGGCUGCACUUAGAGAGGGGCAUACACCUUCUCCGGCAAUUUACCUAGGUCUCAUUGCAUCAGGGGAUACUGUUAUGAAGUCUGGGCAAGACAGAGAUAUUAUCGCUAUGCGUGAUAAUGCGAUAGUUCUGCCUUGUCUAGUGGUGAAGGGUGCUGCUACGCCGGGCUACCCACGGACCCCGGUGCAACUUGACUCCUCAUUCUCUGUAUCUUCGUUCAUCUCACUUCCUCCCACAUCCCACAUCUCAUUGCCUUCAACCCAGAUCCAAUCAGAUUCCAGCGCAAUGGUCCUCCGCCAGGAAAGAAAUCCGCUCACUCCAGAAUUCGACGCUCUCGUCGACGAAUUGCUUGGGGAAUGGCACAUUCCAGGCCUGGCCGUUUCGAUCGUACACGGUUCCAGCACCUACGCAAAGGCCUACGGUUACGCCUCCUUUCCCUCCACACCCAUGACCACCACCUCUCUCUUCACGACCUGCAGCACAACCAAAGCCUUUACCGCCGCCGCAAUGUCUUUAGCGAUCGACGAUAGCCAGUCCACUCCGCACCCAAUCUCCUGGUCUACGCCCAUCUCUUCCAUCAUCCGUGACGACUUUGUUCUUUCUACUCCUUCUGCUACCACCUACACUACAAUUGAAGACAUCUUAUCGCAUCGCAGUGGGCUCCCAGGCCACUUCUUUUCCAUCAACCUCGCUCAUCCGAAAGAGACUUUGCGCACCGAGGUCCGCAGGCUUCGAUGGCUACCACUGGCCUUUCCGCCACGAACCAAAUUCAACUACAACAAUCAUAUGUUCAUGGCUGCCACAUAUUUGUUGGAACAUAUAAACGGGGAGGGCCUCGGAACGACGCUGAAAAGAAGAAUCUGGGACCCACUUGACAUGAACGAUACAUAUUUCUCUACUGCCGAAGUGCAAAGGCACCCGAACUUGUCAAGGAGACUAGUCAAGGGCUACACCUGGAAUCCGGAAACACACGCCUAUUACGAAGAGCAAUAUAUCAACUAUGCUCCGAUCACCGGAACUGGUUCAAUGGUUUCUAACGUGAUGGAUUACGCAAAGUGGCUGCGCGCUAUGCUUUACCAGGCACCGCCUAUCUCGAAGGAGGGGCACACAGCACUUCGUAUACCCAGGACAGUCAUUGCCGAGUCGGAUUGGGAAAAUAUGCUCGCUCCGCCCGGUGCAUACCAUCUCUAUACCAUGGGGUGGUUUAUAGACUACUAUCAUGGAGAACAACUAUACUGGCACCCGGGUAGCUGGGCCGGAUUUGGGAUAAUGGUUGGAUUUUUGCCUGCAAAAGACUUCGCGUUUGCUAUGAUGGGAAAUACCCAAAACGCGAGGAUUGCAGAGUUAAAUUUGUUCUUGUACCUCAUCGACCAGCUGCUGGGGAAGAGUGGAGCCGACAGAGAGACCCAUGUGAGGAAGCUAGGGGCGAAGCUUAAGGAGAUGGAACGGAUGUACAACGAGAGUGUCGAAAGUGUGGUAGCACGGUUAUACCCGAACCUGAAAAUGAGGUUACCACUUUCAUUGUCGCUGGGAGCAUAUACAGGUACAUAUGCGCAUCCUGGAUACGGAGAGUUUGAGGUCUGUGAGAAGAGCGGCAAGUUGGUCGUUGAUUUGAGAGACCGUGUGGGGAGCUGCAGUAUGCGGUUCGAGCAUGUCAGUGGAGAGUUCUUCGUCGUCAAGUACUAUAAUCCUGAGGCCGAGGCUGUGGGACCAGACUAUACAAAGGCUGAGUUUUAUGUUGACGAGCAGGGAGUACCGAAAAGCCUGGGGUUAGAUCUGGAGUCCGUUUUGGGUGAGAAGAUUUGGUUUCGAAGGAUGGAGUAA
This is a messenger RNA of Aspergillus eucalypticola CBS 122712, 3276 nucleotides long. Its product is annotated as beta-lactamase/transpeptidase-like protein. The record is from RefSeq and is a predicted model, not a curated record. Gene Ontology annotation, biological process: nucleoside metabolic process. Gene Ontology annotation, molecular function: catalytic activity. The coding region runs from base 1 to 3276 and encodes 1091 amino acids. The transcript is spliced from 29 exons. Lineage: Eukaryota; Fungi; Ascomycota; Eurotiomycetes; Eurotiales; Aspergillaceae.